AAGAACUAUGAAAUUAAGAACGAGGCAGAUCGGACUUUGAUCUACACCACUCUUUACAUCUCUGAAUGCCUCAAGAAGCUCCAGAAGUGCAGUUCAAGGGGCCAAGGAGAGAAGGAGAUGUACACGCUGGGAAUUACCAACUUUCCUAUCCCUGGAGAACCUGGCUUCCCUCUGAAUGCCAUGUAUGUUAAACCCUCUAGCAAACAGGAGGAAGAAACGAUGAGGGCUUACCUGCAACAAAUCCGACAGGAGACAGGACUGAGAUUGUGUGACCGUGUGUUCGACCCUCAGACAGACAAACCAAGCAAGGUGAGGCAUAUUGAAAUAUUAUCAGUCAAAUCAAG
Messenger RNA from Sinocyclocheilus anshuiensis, 344 nucleotides. Its product is annotated as actin-related protein 2/3 complex subunit 3-like. The transcript has 4 exons. The annotation marks the transcript as partial. Gene Ontology annotation, cellular component: Arp2/3 protein complex; cytoskeleton. Gene Ontology annotation, biological process: regulation of actin filament polymerization; Arp2/3 complex-mediated actin nucleation. NCBI's taxonomy places the organism in Eukaryota, Metazoa, Chordata, Actinopteri, Cypriniformes, Cyprinidae. The record is from RefSeq and is a predicted model, not a curated record.